AUCACUCCAGAAGCAAUGGAGAAAGAGUCGGCGACGAGCCAUUCGAUGGGCGAUACUGAGAAGACGGCCAGUCAACCAGCUCCACAAGAGAUGGACAUCGAUGCGGAACAACCCCAGUCAACCGACAAUGCUGCACUCCGGCCAACCGUCACCAGCAGCAGCGUGGCAUCGCAGGUCAGAAAUACAAUGUCUUUGCAAGAGGUGGAUCCUGUUUCGCUCCACAUUGAACAUCUUUCGGUUUCUGUGGACGAAUCGCCCAGUUUGAUCACCAAACUGUUUGCGAAGAAUGGCUCAGCGGGUGACGCAAGUGGUAGCCAUACGAAGAAGAUCCUGGACGAUAUUUCCGCCGAUAUGCCGAGUGGAUCUUUAACAGCCAUUAUUGGAGGAAGUGGAAGUGGGAAAACAUCCCUACUCAACCAGAUGAGUGGGCGAAUGAAGGGCAACAGACUAUCGACAACCGGUAGAACGCUUUUCAACGGCAGCGAGGAUGCCUCGGGUAUCCGAAGCGCGUAUUGUAUACAGCAAGACUUGCUAUUACCAACUCUGACAGUCCGAGAAACUUUGACAUACGCUGCGCAGCUUCGGUUGCCGCCAUCCACAGGUCGAGAUGAGAGGACUCGUUUGGUUGAAGAGGUCAUCAUGGAAUUGGGUUUGAAAGAGGCCGCAGAUACUCGAAUUGGGAAUCACGAGCAUCGUGGUUGCAGUGGAGGAGAGAAACGACGAACAAGUAUCGGAGUGCAAUUACUUUCCAACCCCAGUCUGCUCUGGCUUGAUGAGCCGACCACCGGAUUAGAUUCGACAAGCGCCUAUCAAAUCGUAAAAACUCUCCGGAACCUAGCACAAAAAGGCAGAACCAUCAUCGUCACAAUACAUCAACCCCGUUCUGAAAUUUGGAGCUUAUUCGACAACCUCAUCCUCUUGACCAAAGGGCGCCCCGCGUAUGCCGGCAGUGCAAAAGAAUGCCUGUCCUACUUUGCGAAACUAGGGCACGAGAUGCCCGCAUUCACAAACCCUGCCGAGUACUUGAUUGACGUGGUUAGCGUCGACAACAGGAGCGUAGAGGCCGAGGCCGAGGCCAAAGUUCGCGUUGAUCGUAUCGUAGAAGCAUGGCGAGAUCAUUCUUCCAGCACUACCUCGGAAAAGAAAGAACAGGAAACGACUGCGAUUGCCAAGUCCACAUCGAAAACCUUCAAGAUGCGACAUACUUCGCUCUUCCAGCAAGUCAAUGUCUUAACCAGGCGAACUUUCAAAGUCACAACAAGAGAUCCAAUGGGCAUGUUUGGAAGUUUGGUAGAAGCUAUCGGAAUGGCUGUCAUCACAGGUUGGAUUUUCCUGCACGUAGAUGGAUCUCUUUCUGGAAUUCGUUCUCGACAGGGUGCACUGUACACAGCAGCUGCGCUUCAGGGGUAUCUAAUCCUCCUCUACGAAACAUACCGUCUCACCAUCGAUAUCCAACUCUUCGACGAAGAAGCUCGGCAAGGAGUCGUCAGUAUUCCUGCAUUUCUCAUGUCGAGGCGAUUCGCGCGACUUUUCAUUGAAGAUAUACCUGUCCCACUGAUCUUCUCUCUUAUCGUUUACUUCAUGGCCGGAUUUAGAAAAGACGGGGCCGUAUUCCUCACCUUUUUUAGCGUGAUUCUCCUAGAGCAGUACAUCGCUGUGUGCUUCGCGACAAUGUGUGUGGCCGUCUCCCGGCAUUUUGCAGGUGCAAGCUUGGUUGCGAACCUCGCGUAUACCCUUCAGUCUAUGGCAUGUGGUUACUUCAUUCAAGCCAACACAAUCCCAAUCUAUGUACGCUGGACCAAGUGGACAGCAUAUGUAUUUUAUGCAUUUGGGGCACUUGUCUCCAAUGAAUUCACUGGGAGCUUCUACGAUUGCCCUUUGGAAGGAGGACCCUCGAAUCCUGCCUGCAAAGAGUACACCGGCGAGUUCAUCAUCGACUCACUCGGAUUCCCCAAAGACUGGAUCUGGCGCCCGAUUCUAGCUCUCUUUGGUUUUGUGGUCGCUUUCUAUCUCGGUGCUGCGUUACUACUGAAAUUCUGGAGUGCAGAGAUCGCCAUGGCAAGGGCAAGGCCUUCUAAUAUAGACGCUUCCGCUGGUAAAGAAAAUAUGGCCGUUCGGUCUCAGGACGAAGUCCGCACCAUCACCAUCCGGCUGGAGGGGUACGGACUCGAUAUCGAGAAACGCUCCUUGAAGACCAAAACCACGAAACAGAUCUUGAAACCGCUCACCUCUGAAUUUCAACCAGGAACAUUGAACGUCAUAAUGGGUCCCUCUGGAUCAGGCAAGACGUCCUUGUUAAAUAGCAUGGCUGGUCGACUUCGCGAUGACCUGACGACGCACUACAAGAGGUUUGGCAAUAUGACUUUCAACGGUCUAGAACCAUCGGAGGACGUCAUUCACGCUAUAUGCUCAUUCGUCACACAGGAUGAUGAUGCCCUUCUGGCCUCUCUAACAGUUCGUGAGACCCUCCGUUACGCAGCUGGGCUAAGACUACCCAAAUACAUGACACGAGCCCAAAAGUACCAGAAAGCCGAAGAAAUCCUCUUGAAAAUGGGAUUGAAAGAUUGUGCGGACAACCUUAUUGGUAACGACCUCAUCAAAGGCAUCAGUGGCGGUGAGAAACGAAGAGUCACUAUCGCCGUGCAAAUCCUGACUGAGCCUCGAAUUCUUCUUCUGGACGAGCCCCUGUCCGGUCUGGAUGCAUUUACAGCACUAUCCAUCAUGGACGUCCUCCGCGGUCUGGCAAAUGAAGGUCGUACGCUGAUUGUUACUAUACACCAGCCUCGUUCUGAUCUCUUCGUUCACUUCGGAAACAUGCUUUUGCUAGCCCGUGGUGGGCAUCCCGUCUACGCAGGCCCUGCUAGUAACAUGCUUCCGCACUUCGAAAGUCAGGGGCAUCACUGCCCGCGGCACGUCAACCCAGCAGACUUCGCCCUCGAUCUCGUCACGGUUGAUCUCCAGCACGAGACCAAGGAAGCAGCGAGUCGCGCUAAAGUUCGACGUCUGAUCGACUCGUGGACCCCUGAUAUGUUCCCUGCCGCACGCACUGGCUCCAUAGCCACGCCUGCUGAACUGGGUAGUUUGGCCCGCGAGCCUGCGUCGUUUGCGUCCGCCUUUUCCAUCCUCAUUCGAAGGGCAACGAAGAACUUCUUCCGACAGCCAGACCUAUUGACCGCGAGAAUCAUGCAAGUCGUAGGAUUGGGUAUCGUCCUCGCGCUAUUCUUCGCACCUCUGAAGAGCGACUACUUCGCUGUUCAAAACAGGCUGGGCUUCCUCGUAGAAAUUGCACCACUUUACUUCGUCGGCAUGCUUCAGAACGUCGCCGUCUACCCCAUCGAGCGCGACGUCUUCUACCGCGACUACGACGACCGUAUCUACGGCGUAGAAUCCUUCUUCCUAACUUACACCAUCCUCGAAACGCCCUUCGAGAUUGUGAGCUGCAUCAUCUUCGCUAUCCUGACGUGUCUAGCCUGUGGCCUCGAACGCGAUGCACCGACCUUCUUCAUCAUCACAUUCAACGCGUUCUGCAUCGUCAGUUGCGGCGAGUCGCUUGGGAUAGCGUUUAAUACACUAUUCACGCACACGGGGUUCUCCGUGAACUGCAUGAGUGUGUUUUUGUCGGUUGCGCAGAUCAUGGGCGUCAUCUCCCUCAACGUUCCUUCUUUCCUCCAAGCCUUCAACCAUCUCUCCCCUAUCAAAUACGCCGUAGGCAACAUGGCGCCCUACACGCUCCGCGGGAUCCGUUUCACAUGUGAGGAGUACCAGAAGAUUCAAGGGCGUUGCCCCAUCUCGACGGGCGAAGAAGCACUUGAUUUGUAUCGUCUAAACAAAGACCCCGAGAUGAACAUUAUGGCGCUGGGGAUCUGCGUUGUGGUGUACAGGGUAGUAGCAUAUGCCAUUCUGAAGGUCGUGAAGGAGAGGUGGGUGGGCAGGGCUUGGGCAAAGGUUAGUGGGGGGAAGAAGUAGGAAGGUUUAGUUCGGUUGAGAGGGAGAGGUAGAGAGAUUGUGUGUAGGGACUUUGCUAUAUUGAAAUGGGUAUACCCAGAUUGAGUAGAUGAUGAAUAAUAUCGUGUUCAAUUUCAUCUUCCACUUAUGAGACUUGGUGCUCAUUAUCGUGCCCUCUCGGUCAUGUCAAAAGAUGUAUGAAUGAGACAUCGAAUUAAGUUCUCGAAUAACAGACAAGAAGAAUUGUGUAAAAACACCCUGAUAUCAACCCAACCCACAUCAACGCCCCCCUAAACAAAAAGGUCAUCACUCCGUUGUCGACAAUCACACACAGCUAUAACCAUCUUCUGACCCUACUUUCCCCCAAUUUCUCAACUCUGCUUCCUUACCCUCACACAAUUCUUUUUCCUUUCCCAACCGCCUGCCUCUUUCCCUACAUUCCAUCAACCACCCCACCCUCCACAAAGAUACGCCCUCAGCCUUUCAUCAUAAGCUCUCCUCAAACAAGCCUCCGACUCUUUAAUCCUCAACGCCCUCAAAGUCUCCGCCCUCGGACUCGCUCUCCUCCUAAGCCGGCACCUAGGAACUGCAAACUGGGGCGUAGCGACUCGAAUGGGAUCCCCACCUUCCCCCUUACUCCU
Molecule: messenger RNA, 4586 nt
Organism: Periconia digitata
Lineage: Eukaryota; Fungi; Ascomycota; Dothideomycetes; Pleosporales; Periconiaceae
Source: the annotation of a GenBank genome assembly